This is a messenger RNA of Cavia porcellus (domestic guinea pig), 1282 nucleotides long. RefSeq names its product junctional sarcoplasmic reticulum protein 1 (gene Jsrp1). NCBI's taxonomy places the organism in Eukaryota, Metazoa, Chordata, Mammalia, Rodentia, Caviidae. Bases 109 to 1191 code for a protein of 360 amino acids. The record is from RefSeq and is a predicted model, not a curated record. The transcript is spliced from 7 exons. Gene Ontology annotation, biological process: skeletal muscle contraction; regulation of ryanodine-sensitive calcium-release channel activity. Gene Ontology annotation, cellular component: sarcoplasmic reticulum.
GUACGGACCCCUGCAUUCUGGGAGGGCAUCUCUGGAGUCCACGAGGGUCCCCAACUCCUGUAGCAGCCACCACCACACACCCGGACCCCCUCCCUUGCUCCUGCCUCCAUGUGGGCCCAGCUCCUCCAAGUUCCAGGAACGACGAUGCCCCACUGCAGCGGGAGGGACCUGGCUCCCGUCUCCAUGACAGCGAGGGCCUUGGAGGAGUUGGACCGUGGCCUGGGCAGCUGCCUCGCCAACGAGUGCUCUGAGCUGGCGGGGACCGGCACAGGGCAGGUGAAGGAGGACGAGGCCCGAGAGGCACCCAGGCUGGCUGAGACCAGCAGCUGGCCCCAGGGCCCUCACGAGGACGCCAGACCCAAAAAGAUGGAGAAGGAGCCCGCGGCCAGGGGGACCCUCGGCCCCGGAAAGGAGAAGCAGAAACCUGGAGCCAGUGCGUCUGCAGCAGGCUUGGCCCCCCGCAGCGCCCCGGCCCGCAAGAAGCCUCAAGCCGCGCCCCCCGCGCAGCCGCCCCCGCCGCCCCCGGCCCCCAGCGAGGAGCUGCCCUGGGGCGACCUGACGGUCAACAAAUGCCUGGUGCUGGCCUCGUUGGUGGCGCUGCUGGGCUCGGCGGUGCAGCUGUGCCGCGAUGCUGUGGCUGGGCAGGAGGCCGCCCCUGUGCCUUGGGUACCACCGACCGCACCCCCCAAGCACCCGGUGCCGCCGGUGCCUAAACUCACGGCCCCAUCGAAGCCACCCGCGCCCCAAGUGGGGCCACCUGCACCUCAGGUGGAGGCAGGGGACAAGCCCGAGGUUCCCGGGAGCAGGGAGACCGCAGAGAAGGUGCAGAGAGAUCCCGGGGAGGCCGCCAACCGGGGAGAGCGCGCGACCCGCGCCGAGCAAGGGCCCAGGGAGAAGUCGAGGAAGGAGGAGAAGCCGCGGAGGGAGCGGCCGCGCAGAGCCGAGAAGCCGUGGAAGGAGAAGCCGCGGAAGGAACACAGGCCGCGGAAGGAGAGGCCCCGCGCUGCCGGGGAGCCCCGAGAAGCUCUGCCCCGACGCUGGGGGACGCCAGAAGGGGGCCACCGGCUGUGGGCGCGGGACACCGGGGACCCAGAGCACCGGAAGAGGCAGGCCUGGGCCUCCCCGCGGCGCCCCGAAGCGGACCGGCCCCCGGGGAGGCAGCAGCACCGCCAGGGCAAAGGGCGGGACUGAGCGGGACUGGGUGCUGCGGCCGAAUCCGAAUCCCGCCGCCACUCUCAGGGUGGCCCCGCGAUUCCAGCAAAAUAAAGGGAGUGUUGUGGCC